AGUCACAUUUCCACAGUCUCGCAUUGACAGACACGCAAUAUGCCAUCAUUGUAUGCUAUAAUUAUAUUAAUAUGCAGUAAUAAUAGCCUGAAGGCCUAUAGCUGAAUACUAAAGUCUCAAUUUCUCAGUAGAAGAAUGAUCUUCACUGAACUGAUAGCUGCCCUGCUGGCCUUGGCUCUCUUCACUCAAACUGAUGCUGCAGCCCAACCUGAGGUGCAAGGAGCUCUGGAUGAUGAUGUGGCUCCUUUCUUACUGGUGGCUGCCUGGGGCUCAAUUCUGAGGAUUGAAAUAAAUGGCUCCACUGAUGCUCAAGUCAUUCAUUCGGACAAUGGAAUAAUUGCCGUGGACUAUCACUACAGGAGGAAUUUAAUAUUUUACAUAAACGACAGCACGCCUGGACUCUUCUCCAUUCCUCUCUUGACUGAUGCUGGUACUACAGGAACAGUAGCUGCUCAGAGCUUAGGGGGCUCACAAUUAUCUUACACUUCGGGCAGUCCAGUUGGCCUGGCAAUGGACUGGAUUAACGACAAAGUGUACUGGACGGAUAAAACCAGGAGAACACUCCAUUUGUACGAUAUUGUGGCUCAGACAUCUGAAGUCAUCUUCCAGUUUGAAGGUAGUGAUCGACCUCAAGGAUUGAGCAUCUUCCCCUACACUGGGAAAGGGUGGCUAUUUGUGAUGGUAAAGACAGAUAUUCAUAACUCAAAACUUAUGAGAAUCACAGACAAUGGCGUUCCAGAAACUCUCUUGUCUAAUAAUUUGUGUGCGUCCACGAUCGCCAUAGACCUCAUAAAGAGAAAAUUGUACUGGAUAGACGAAUGUUUCUCACUGUUAGUAGAAGCUGAACUAGAUGCGUCCUUACUAGCAACUAAAGUGGGCCCGGGUCAAAACGUCGGGUUCACAUGGGGUAUUGGACAGUAUGAAUUUGAAGAUGAGUGCUAUUACACUCAAGUAGAGAAAGUGUUCAGGAAUGGUAUAAACUCGAAUGAGACUCAAUUGUACAAUAAUGGAUUAUACACAACACUGUUUGGGCUGAUGGUAGUUCAUCCCUCCAAACAACCACCUGCUCCUCCAAUAAACUGCACAGCUCCACUACCCUCACCACAGAAUGGUACCGUCAGUGAUCCUUCAGUACCAGCUAUUCCCGGUACACAAGUGACCUUCCAGUGUGAUAAUGGACUGUUCCCUGAGGGAAAAAUGACUGUCACCUGUCUAGCUACAGGAGAAUGGGAGAGCAACCCGGGGGAGAUCGUCUGCAGAAAAGAAUCUAUUUCCUGUGUCCUGCCUGCCCCUCUACUCAAUGGAGUGUUAUACUCAACACCAACUUUCAGAGCACCAACCUAACUGAGGACUUAGUCAUUACCUUCCAAUGUGAUCCUGGGUUCUCACUGGUGGGUGCAGUGACUGCCACUUGUAAUAACUCUGGUCUCUGGGAUCCUGAUCCAUCUCUAUUGGAGUGUAAGUUCAUUUGUGUCGAUACA
This is a messenger RNA of Halichondria panicea, 1481 nucleotides long. Its product is annotated as pro-epidermal growth factor-like. The record is from RefSeq and is a predicted model, not a curated record. Lineage: Eukaryota; Metazoa; Porifera; Demospongiae; Suberitida; Halichondriidae. Gene Ontology annotation, biological process: canonical Wnt signaling pathway. Gene Ontology annotation, molecular function: Wnt receptor activity; Wnt-protein binding. Bases 136 to 1344 code for a protein of 402 amino acids. The transcript has 7 exons.